CGACAGUACUUGAACGCAGCAGGACCACGCUGCACUUCCCUGUUCCUGCUCCUCCCAGCUCAAAGAUGGCAGCCACGGGACAGAGAUGAGAGACGACACAAAUUCAGGAGUUUUGUCAUGAAACGGCAUCGGCUUGUGCAUCUGUCACACGCGGGGUUUUGACGUGAGGGCGGGUAGGGUUCGUCGCUGCCGAUGUGUCGUCGCACGGAGACAAUUAAAGCGUCGAGAAAUGUCAUGUUUUCCUGUGGGCCAAGCUAGCAAGCAGCGGUUAGCAGAUAAAUGAACUUGCCUGCUCUGCCACACGAGAAGAAAGCAGCUGCUCUCACACGGUGUACUGACAUCCUGCAAGCUCAGUUUCAUCAUGGCCAUAACUCAGUUCCGUCUUUUCAAGAUCUGCACAUGUCUAGCCAGCUUACUGUCUUUCUUUAAGAGGUUGAUAUGCAGGAGUGGAAGAGGUCGCAAGCUCAGCGGUGAUCAGAUAACUCUCCCGACUACUGUGGAUUUUUCAUCAUCGGUACCAAAACAGCCAGAGAUUGAGGAAUGGAGCUCUUGGGAUGAAGAAGCUCCGACGAGUAUCAAGAUUGAAGGUGGCAACGGAAACGUUUCCCCGACCAAUGACUUAGACGAAGAGCCAGAUUACUUCAAAGACAUGGCUCCCACCAUCAGGAAAACACAGAAGAUUUUGCUGAAGAAGAGGGAGCCUUUGAACUACCCAGUGCCUGACGGCUCAGCAGGUUUCUCCAGCAGACUGGCAGCCUCUCAGGAUAUGAUGACCUUCAGUCCUCCUUCAGCUGAACUGGGAGAAAUGGACAACUGGCAGGAGGACACGAACGCCUGGGAGGAUGAGUCUGAUGCUGCCUGGGAGGCAGAGGAAGUGCUCAGACAACAGAAGAUGGCCGAGAGAGAAAAGCGCUCCAUGGAGCAGCAAAGGAAGAAGAUGGAGAAGGAGGCUCAGAGGAUGAUGAAGAAGGAGCAGAAGAUUGCAGUGAAGCUCUCGUAACAUUUUAGAAAUGCUCAAUUUUGAGCCAAAUGAAUAGGGGGGGGGCGGAUACAAAGACACUAAAUCAUUCGUUUCUGUCUUUAAAGUCAUCAAACGACAAGGAUUAUUGCCCAGCACUACUUAUCUGUUAGCAAACUGUCCUCCUUCUCCACCCUGUCUCCACCAGCAGCCAUUUUAGUCUGUUUUCCAGCUGUAGCAGUGUUAAAUACAUCAUCCUUGAAAGGAUAACACACCUGGUGUACAUGCUGUUCAUCUGGCAAGGUCAUCCUGGUCUUCAAGGGAGCACUGUAUUUAUACUAUCCAGUUCAUCUUAGGGUAAAGGUUACCUGCAGCAUUAGAAGGUUCCACUUAGAUCCUGAUUAAAUCUGUCUGCUAGUGUAGAAAACUGUAUUUUGUUUUUCCCCAGGAACAUUUGUAAAUAAACAGGUACCUGUGCUACCUUUUUGAAACUCAAAUAGGGAGUACAAUUCCUUUUCUUUGUCGUAUUUAUAACCUUAAAGGACAAAGGAGUGUAAUUCAUUUUAAGCAUCACUGUAUACCAGUGACAUCCCUUUUGAUUUGCUUGAUUCUUGUGUUUUUAUAUUUAUGUCUGUCAUUGUCUGAAAACUGAUUUCUUUCUAAUGAAUGUUGCUUGAUAUUUCACAUGAUCUCCCUGUGCUGUGCAGCGCUUACUACACUGGAAAUCUACAUUUAAAAUGAAGGCAGAAGAAGAUUGAAGAUUUUCAAUAUGAGUAUAAAUAAUUGACCAUAGACUAGAUUCUAGCCCAACUCUGAAUGUUAGCUGUGGGUUCCUAUGGUAAUCUCAUGGCUACUGAUCUGCCAUUCAUUCUGUCAGCUUUUGAUAUCAAAGAAACAUAUCCAGUCAUUUUUUUUUUUCAGAGGUAGGAAUGUUUCUUUGUUCUUUAUAAAACAUGAAUCUUCAUCACCACAGUCAUCUGAAACCGGUUACCUUGGCUAAUUUGAGUAGAUGCUUCUUUCCUUAUCUGCAGAUGUUAAGAUUAACAGUUGGAGUUGAUGGUUUUGACUUAGCAUCCUGUUAUGCAUCAUUAUAAUGAAGUUACCAGGCAGCGUUGGAAACACUGGUACCAGUGCCAAUAGGCAAGCUGUUGUCAUGGAAACAUUAGCAGAUGAAGAAAUGCUUGUGUGAAAUUUAAAUGUGCAGAGAUGAUACAAAAUGCCUCCAUAGUCUAUGAUGUUGGAUAAAUGACUUGGGUGGAGAGGAGAGUGGCAAAUUUCUUAACUAAAUGUUACAUUUGGAAAAGCUUUGCAAGAUGCUUCUAAAGAAAUGCUGGGUUGAUCUUACUUAGCUUAGACACUCGGAGGUGCUGAUUCUGUUCAAACUCAGAAGAUAAAAUAAUGGAUUAGUGCAUGAUCAGGUUUAAGAGGUUAAUUCAAAGCAGAUGUUUAUUUGAAGGAGUUCAGCAAACUGUCUGCUGUGCUUUUCUUUGGAAAUGCUCUGUAUGCAUUCUCUUUCAUCGAGAGAUAAGACUGAGCUGCAUGUGGUUCUGUUUUGUCAUUUUGCACAUUUAAAUUUUCCAAAAAUGAAUAACAGAGAAUCCUUUUUUGUUUCUCACACAUUUUUGUCUCAUUGAAGUGUAAGACCUCAUGUUAUAAGAAUUGUCUUGACUGAGCACAAAUGAGUCCACAAGCUCAGUCAAUCCAAAAGGUUUGUGCUGAUUAUAUGCCUGCUGUAUAAGUCCUACACAGGUUUUUAAUAAAAUUAUUUGAUUCAUACCUCUAGAGGUCAAUAACUUUG
Messenger RNA from Larimichthys crocea (large yellow croaker), 2756 nucleotides. It is a transcript of the gene ebag9, whose product is annotated as estrogen receptor binding site associated antigen 9. The transcript has 7 exons. Gene Ontology annotation, cellular component: secretory granule. Lineage: Eukaryota; Metazoa; Chordata; Actinopteri; Sciaenidae. The record is from RefSeq and is a predicted model, not a curated record. The coding region runs from base 362 to 1000 and encodes 212 amino acids.